UCACAUGCCCCUUCACAUCGACUGUGGAGACGGUUGCCGUAUUCAUGGUAGUUAAUCCAAACUCCACCAAGGUUGCCUCCUUAGGACAGCCCUUGAUCAGAUCAAUCCAAAAUCAUCGUGAUCUACGGCAAUUUCGGCCCACCUGCUUCGUGAUCUACGUCCCAAAUUUCCCAUAGCAAAUCUCCUCACGCCAGCUGAGUCGGUCGUUAAAGCAAGAACUCCUUCGGUUUCUCCGUCGUUACCUCAUCUUUCCCAACAAACCAACCGUCCGCAUUCAAUCCGCUUCCGCAUGAUUAAAACCGCAACUUCCAUUUCCACGCCAGCAACACGGAAAUGGCAGCCCCCUUUCCAGCUCCGUACAACGACUCCGUUUCCUACACAACCUCGGCGCAUCCUAUCAAUUCCCUUGCGUCUCUUCCUAAAACAGCAUUCGGAACACUCAAGAUCUGCGGCUGGAAAUCGUCGAAAAUUGAGACCCAUUUGAGAAUCAUGGGUUCUGCUGGGAGAAAUCCUACAAGAUUAGAGGCUUCCAAAGAGCCUCUGGGUCUGACCCAAGAAUUUACCAACACUGAAUUGGAAAGAGUAGAGAAAAUUGAUCGUGGUUUGGAUCUUUUUGGGGAGAUGAAACAUCGGUUCCUGAGAUUCAAAAAGCAUCAAUUCCUGGAAAAUUCGGUGCAUUUUCAAAACCUUGCCCAAUCACAGGCACCUAAGUUCAUGGUGAUUGCAUGUGCAGACUCAAGGGUCUGUCCUUCCAGCAUCUUGGGGUUUCAACCUGGGGAAGCCUUCACUAUCCGUAACGUGGCGAAUUUGGUUCCCCCAUUUGAGAAUGGCCCUACAGAAACUAAUGCAGCACUUGAGUUUGCUGUAAAUAGUCUUGAGGUUGGAAAUAUUUUUAUCAUCGGGCACAGCUGUUGUGGAGGCAUCAGGGCCCUUAUGAGUAUGCAAGAUGAAGUUGAUUCUAGCAAUAGCUUCAUUAGAGAAUGGGUGAUAGUGGGAAAGAAUGCAAAGUUAAGGACAAAGGCUGCUACUGCAAAUCUCGACUUUGACCAGCAGUGCAAACACUGCGAGAAGGAAUCAGUUACCAGGUCGUUGCUGAACUUGCUAUCGUACCCAUGGGUAGAGAAAAGAGUGAGUGAAGGGAUUCUCUCCCUUCAUGGUGGCUACUAUGACUUUGUCAACUGUACUUUUGAGAAGUGGACACUCGAGUAUAGAGGACGGAUUCAGGAUGGUAGUGUGGAAUACACCAUCAAAGAUCACUCAUUUUGGCGCUGAAUCCCUCUGGGGAGUGCGUGAUAUCCUGAUCCGACCAAGGCCUGCCAUGAAAAUGCAAGUAACUUCCACGUCUUGGGAAAUAAAGUUAUCCCCACAAGGAACUUUCUGCAUCCAUGUUUUAUGAUGUAUCUCUAUUGUAAUGUAUCCGAUUCUUGUAUUCCUAUCCAAUAAACAUAAACACAGACAUAUCUUAUUUCAUAAGUUUCCUUAUGUUUGUGGUAAUUGAAUAUAGAAAGCACUAGUGUUUGGAGAUAA
Messenger RNA from Magnolia sinica, 1527 nucleotides. Its product is annotated as beta carbonic anhydrase 5, chloroplastic. The transcript is spliced from 9 exons. Gene Ontology annotation, biological process: carbon utilization. Gene Ontology annotation, molecular function: zinc ion binding; carbonate dehydratase activity. The record is from RefSeq and is a predicted model, not a curated record. The coding region runs from base 334 to 1272 and encodes 312 amino acids. NCBI's taxonomy places the organism in Eukaryota, Viridiplantae, Streptophyta, Magnoliopsida, Magnoliales, Magnoliaceae.